GAUUUUGGAUCACCAAUGAAAAUGAAUGUAAGUUCAGUUGUCACUGAUUAUUAUGACUUUUUUGUGAUGUUUAUUUUCACACGGUAUCUAUAUCUUCAAUAAUAUUUAUAAUAUUUCAUCUAAUCAUAAUGAAAUGCAACGAAAAUGAUAAAAGCAGACCUCGCAACCACAUGAAUGUGGACAAUUUGGAUAAAGCUCUACACGAUUUAGGCAUGCUUAGUGCUAUAACAGAGGCGCGCCGUGAGUAUCUGAAAGAAUCUAAAUCUAAUUUCAGUGUGAUGCGUUUAAAUACGCGAUACGUUUCGAACGUCACUGUUGGCUAUUGUAUGAAAAGAAGUGCUAACAAAAGUAGAAUGUGUCCCUAUGUCUUACCAGUCCGACAUAGGACGAAGAGUGAGAACUCUGAUGCUGUCGGUAGUGAUAUACAUGAUGGCUGUGACUUCAAAUACAGUAUAUUAGAGCCAUCCACUAGUAGUGCUAGAGAAAACUUUGAUAAAAGUACAAAAAGAUGUCAAUCACUUGAGAAUCUCAAUUUGAUCAUAGACCCACCCCCAAAGCCUGAAAUAUCACCAGAUAUGGAUUGUAUGUCUACAAGGAUCCAGAAAUUACAAGUUGAUGAAUGACAUUGAAAUUUGUGGUAUGUCUGGAUGUAUGGUAGCUAUAGAUUAGAUGUGUAACUUAUGUGUCCAUUUACCAUUUGAUAUGUGUGUUUAUGAGACUUUUGUUCCUAAGGCUUGUUGUAUUUUUUGUUACAAAUUAUGAUUAUCAGACUACUAAAGUUUUUGUAGGACACUAUUUAGAUAAUAAUAAAUGAUUAUGAGUGUGAUUAUAACCUAAUUUUAACUUAACUAGAAAUAACUUUAAAUUAAAUAAUCAAUGAUUUGCUAACCCUUUAAUAAUCCUUUAUACUUAAUGUCAGUAGCACUUCAUGGAGAUGCUAUAUAUGCAUCUAAUAUAUAUGUUUUUAAAUAACAUUCAGUUCAUUUAAAUUGUAAAAAAACAUAUAUAAAAAGGCUUCCCUGUUUAUUUUAAGUGUAGUUUUAUUUAAGUAAAAUACAAAUGU
Molecule: messenger RNA, 1063 nt
Organism: Pieris rapae (cabbage white)
Lineage: Eukaryota; Metazoa; Arthropoda; Insecta; Lepidoptera; Pieridae
Exons: 2
Coding region: 129-623 (164 amino acids)
Source: RefSeq, a predicted model, not a curated record